UUGUCCCUAGUCGCCACCAACCAAAAGCCAAAACCACUGUUUUCUGUCUCGGAGCCUGCAACUACCCAUCAAACUUGGACUUCCUCGAACUACCAUUCCUCUGUUCACACAUACACACAGACUUCCCCUCUCUCUCUCUGUCUCCCACCGGCCAUUCUUCUUCGUUUCAGCGAACUUUCCUUCCCUUAUUUAACGCUCCCCCUUCAAUUUAACCACCCCAGUUUCAACUCCACACCCAACAGUUUUGACCCUCUUCUUGCAAGAAAGUUCCUCGCGCUUCACCAGAAUUUCAAUGGCUGACUCGGAUCUCUCCUCUCGCGACGCAACGACAUCGGUGGACUCCAGAGGGGAUGACGGUCAGGGUCCGAAGCUCCUGGAUUUCUCAGAAGAUGAGGAGACCCUUAUAGCUAGGAUGUACACUCUGGUUGGUCAAAGGUGGUCGCUGAUCGCCGGGCGGAUUCCGGGGAGGUCGGCGGAGGAGAUCGAGAAGUACUGGACUUCAAGAUGUUCGAGUAGCGAAUGAAACAGAGGAACUAGAAGUUCCGGGGGAGAAAAUUUUUCCCUCCCCUUUUAAGAGAAAGGAAAAUUUUCAGGGAAAAUUUUCUGGGAUUUUCUUUUUGGUUUUUCUCUUGUGGGGGAAAAUUUUCCAGUUUCUUAGCAAACUAAGGAGGAAGAAACCGGUGGUUCCGGUAACCUAGUUAAAAAAAAAAAAGAGAGAGAGGAAAAUCUCAAAUGAGAAGGAAAGUCUGUGUAGUGUAGUGUAGACUGUAGAGUCUCAAGUUGUUGUGCAUAUGAAUAUGUCAUUUUAGCGUUAUGUAAGUCAAUAUCCGAUGGUCUCAAUUGGUAAAAAAGAAAAGACGUAUGGAGAAAAACCGACUUCAUUUCAAAUGGACUAGAUAUCUAGGUAAGCGAGGCCCGGUCCGAACCGGACGGUUCUGUCUCGCUCGGGCCAGAUUCACCGGUGCAAGUGAGCUCACUCUUUUGAAUCGGGCAGUUCUGUUUGAGCUUGGGGACGAUAUCAACUGUGAGGUCGAAAACAAGAAUUUGCGGUGCUUGUGUUGAUGCUGGACGGAAUUUGGCCCAUGAGCAACAUCCCAACACAACCAAAUCCGACACGACAUGGUCCGUACAAUGGGGGCCUUCCAUUUCAAUUUUUCACUUCUUUCUUGAAAAAUGGAAGUGAUUCGAACUGUUGAGUCUUGAAACGCGGAAAAUAAGGCUCAUGCCCGUUCUCUC
Messenger RNA from Syzygium oleosum, 1236 nucleotides. RefSeq names its product transcription factor CPC-like. The record is from RefSeq and is a predicted model, not a curated record. The coding region runs from base 293 to 523 and encodes 76 amino acids. Gene Ontology annotation, molecular function: transcription cis-regulatory region binding. Gene Ontology annotation, cellular component: nucleus. Gene Ontology annotation, biological process: cell differentiation. The transcript has 3 exons. Lineage: Eukaryota; Viridiplantae; Streptophyta; Magnoliopsida; Myrtales; Myrtaceae.